This is a messenger RNA of Athene cunicularia (burrowing owl), 4299 nucleotides long. RefSeq names its product glutamate metabotropic receptor 1 (gene GRM1). The transcript has 8 exons. Gene Ontology annotation, biological process: regulation of synaptic transmission, glutamatergic; G protein-coupled glutamate receptor signaling pathway. Gene Ontology annotation, cellular component: postsynaptic density membrane. The coding region runs from base 175 to 2955 and encodes 926 amino acids. Gene Ontology annotation, molecular function: adenylate cyclase inhibiting G protein-coupled glutamate receptor activity; G protein-coupled receptor activity involved in regulation of postsynaptic membrane potential. Lineage: Eukaryota; Metazoa; Chordata; Aves; Strigiformes; Strigidae. The record is from RefSeq and is a predicted model, not a curated record.
CAAAUAAGCUAUUCAGUUGCAUGACAAAGCGUGCUAGGAAAAAAAACAUUUUAAAUUACUUAAAGGGGCAUAUCAGUGCCAUCCAGACUGGUAUCUGAUUGGUAUAUCUCUUACGGCUUAAGAAGAAUAGUUAGCUUCUUUCUACAACAGUAAGGAAAUUAUGGGGAAAGUGGAAUGGAAGCCUUCAAAGAACUGGCUGCCCAAGAGGGUCUCUGCAUUGCUCACUCUGACAAGAUCUACAGCAACGCUGGGGAAAAGAGCUUUGAUCGCCUGCUCCGCAAGCUGCGAGAAAGGUUACCCAAGGCUAGAGUGGUGGUUUGCUUCUGUGAGGGAAUGACAGUGAGGGGGAUCCUCAUUGCCAUGAGGCGCCUGGGAGUGCUUGGGGAGUUCCUGCUAAUUGGAAGUGAUGGUUGGGCAGACAGAGAUGAAGUCAUUGAAGGUUAUGAACCUGAAGCAAACGGAGGCAUCACUAUCAAACUGCAGUCUCCAGAGGUCUUGUCAUUUGAUGACUACUAUCUGAAGCUGCGUCUGGACACCAACACCCGCAAUCCCUGGUUUCCUGAGUUCUGGCAGCACAGAUUUCAAUGCCGCAUCCCGGGGCACCCACUAGAGAAUCCCAACUUCCAGAAGAACUGCACUGGCAACGAGAGCCUAGAAGAAAACUAUGUGCAGGACAGUAAAAUGGGAUUUGUCAUCAAUGCUAUAUAUGCUAUGGCUCAUGGGCUACAAAAUAUGCAUCAUUCCCUUUGCCCUGGACACGUUGGGCUGUGUGAUGCUAUGAAGCCAAUUGAUGGCAGCAAGCUCUUGGACUUCCUUCUUAAAUCCUCGUUCAUCGGUAUUUCUGGAGAAGAAGUUUGGUUUGAUGAAAAGGGAGAUGCCCCUGGAAGGUAUGACAUCAUGAACCUGCAGUACAUAGAGCCCAACCGCUAUGACUACGUCCUCAUUGGGACUUGGCAUGAGGGUGUGCUGAACAUUGACGACUACAGGAUUCAGAUGAAUAAGAGUGGAAUGGUCCGAUCAGUGUGCAGUGAGCCUUGCUUGAAGGGCCAGAUUAAGGUGAUCAGGAAAGGAGAAGUGAGUUGCUGCUGGAUUUGCACUGCUUGCAAGGAGAAUGAAUUUGUUCAGGAUGAAUUCACAUGUAAAGCCUGUGAGCUUGGCUGGUGGCCGAAUUCUGACCUGACAGGCUGUGAACCCAUCCCUGUAAAGUAUCUCCAGUGGAGCAAUAUAGAGUCUAUUGUGGCUGUGGUCUUUUCCUGCCUGGGGAUCCUGGUCACCAUGUUUGUCACCCUUAUCUUUGUGCUCUACAGGGACACCCCUGUUGUCAAAUCCUCCAGCCGGGAGCUCUGCUACAUUAUCCUUGCUGGCAUCUUUCUGGGUUACGUCUGCCCUUUCACCCUUAUAGCUAAACCUACCACGACAUCCUGCUACCUCCAGCGCCUUCUGGUGGGUCUCUCCUCGGCCAUGUGCUAUUCUGCCCUUGUCACCAAAACCAACCGCAUUGCACGCAUCCUGGCAGGCAGCAAAAAGAAGAUCUGUACCCGCAAGCCACGUUUCAUGAGCGCAUGGGCCCAAGUGGUCAUUGCCUCCAUUUUGAUCAGCGUGCAGCUGACACUGGUGAUCACACUGAUCAUCCUGGAGCCCCCGAUGCCCAUCCUCUCCUACCCCAGCAUUAAGGAAGUUUACCUUAUCUGCAACACCAGCAACCUAGGCGUCGUGGCUCCUGUGGGCUACAAUGGACUCCUCAUCAUGAGCUGCACGUACUAUGCCUUCAAGACUCGCAAUGUGCCUGCCAAUUUCAACGAGGCCAAGUACAUUGCAUUCACCAUGUACACCACUUGUAUCAUCUGGCUGGCCUUUGUGCCUAUCUAUUUCGGGAGCAACUACAAGAUCAUCACCACCUGUUUUGCAGUGAGCCUGAGCGUGACAGUGGCCCUGGGGUGCAUGUUCACUCCUAAGAUGUACAUCAUCAUAGCCAAGCCUGAGAGGAACGUCCGCAGUGCCUUCACCACCUCAGAUGUGGUGCGUAUGCAUGUCGGGGAUGGCAAGGCACCUUGCAAGUCCAACACUUUCCUCAACAUAUUCCGGAGAAAGAAGCCAGGGACUGGAAAUCCAAAUUCUAAUGGAAAGUCUGUGUCAUGGUCUGAACCAGGUGGAAGACAAGCUCCCAAGGGGGAACACAUGUGGCACAGACUCUCAGUGCAUGUGAAGAGCCAGGAGACAGGGUGCAAUCAGACAGCGGUGAUCAAACCCCUCACUAAAAGCUACCACGGCCAAAGCAAGAGCCUGACUUUUACCGACAUCAGCAGUAAGACUCUGUACAAUGUGGUGGAGGAAGGAGAUAGAGAGCCCAUUCACCUCAACCAGCCUGGCAGCCCCUCCAUGGUGGUGCACAGACGGGUGACCUCAACCCCUCCACUGCAGGCCACAACAGAGGAGACCCACCUAUUCUUGCCUGAGCAGCCCCCCAAGACCCUGCCCCUGCAGCCGAGGUCUCUCAUGGACCAGCUGCAAGGAGUGGUCAACAAGUUUUCCACCGGCAUCCCCGACUUCAACGCUGUCCUCCCUGCUCCUGGCCUGGGGAACGGUGUGCGUCCCCCUUACCAGCCCCCUCCGCCAGAGCAACUGCCCCUGCCACCUCUCCAGGUGUCCACCUUCAGCGAGGAGCCCCUGUCUCCUCCAGCUGAGGAAGUGGAGAGUGAGAAGCUGAAGCUCAUUCAGGGAUAUGUCUAUGAGAAGAACCCAGAGGAGGAGGAGGAUGAGGAGCCGGCGACCAGCAAACUGACUCUGGAAGACUCUCCGGCGCUGACGCCUCCAUCCCCUUUCCGGGAUUCCGUGGCUUCGGGCAGCUCAGUGCCCAGCUCCCCCGUCUCAGAGUCGGUGCUCUGCACCCCCCCAGAUGUGACCUAUGCCUCUGUCAUCCUGAGGGAUUAUAAACAGAGCUCGUCCACCCUGUAGAGGCUGCAAGAGACAAGACGAGAAGGAAUUUGGCAGCUGCCUGCUGGGAUGUCCUGGGGAGACAAGUCUCCCAGGGCUGGGGGGAGAGAGAGCAAAGAACAAAGUCACAUAUGACAGAGCAAAAAUUUCAUCCUGAACUUCAGUAAAUAAAAGGAAAGAAAAAAAACAUCCAUUCUGAGGGCUCAAAAUUCUCUAGCUGUUAAAAAUAAAAAUACUGUACUUUGAGAAAAUGAUAGGAAACCAUAACAAAGCACAAACCCAAGAGACAACUUCUAUAGCAAAAAAAUGAAUAAACACACAGGACAAAAAAAUAAUAACCACACUUAGUCACACCCUCUCUUGGCAAUGCUUGAAAAGGACUCUGGGAAGUGUGACCUGGAGAAGUCAUUAGCACAUCUCAUGACUGCUGUCUGUCUGCUGCAGAAGCAACACACCCAGGAGUUGGAAGGGCGGAGUGUGGUGAGGAGGAAAGAAACUACUUGUAUAUGAGACAUAUAUUUUUUCCUGGUUUCCAUAGGUGGUAUAACUGCAUAAUGUGUUUGGGGGAGAGGAGCUGAGAUAAUCUGAAAGCACAUGGCUCUUACUGACUUUUGUCUGAACAAUUUGUUCUUCGUACUAGGCUGCUUUUUGGGGAGAUCUGGGCUUUUUUUAAUACUGAUUGUGAACAGAGCAAGAAAUAUGAUCAAGUAAAGACUCAAGAGGUUUCUGAAGAAAGCCCUUGAUGUAGUACUUGUAAUAUGAUAAGGACUGAGAAAAACUGCCCUUUUGUAUAAGAUUGCAAACCACGUGGCUAAACUGUUACACAACAUUUCCUGUAGCAGAACAAUAUUUAUUGACUAACUUUUCAUAAUACAACAUAUUUGCCAUGUGAUUACAUCAUUCCUUUGUGUUACUUUGGAAUCAAAUACAUUGGAAAAUAGCUGUAUACUUAGAGCAACAACUAUUAUUCUGAAAGAAAGGCAGUUCCAUGCUGUGGGUUAUAGAGUCAGUCUUGAACUAAGAGAGUGAGCGUACGUUUGUGUUUCUGUAUGCGUGUGUAUGGUAUGUGUGAAGCGUAACGUCCAAUAACUACCGCUGGAAGAUUGUCGUAUAUACUAUGAAUAUUUUUAUGUUUAAAUCAUGUUUUAUAUCACAUUGUUACAAAUAUUCAAUAGAUCUUUGGAGGUUUGUAUGCUGUGCUAACACAUCUUUUUCAUAUACAAGCUGAGACAAUUGUUACCCUUAUAAUAGGGUGCUUUAUUUUGCAGAUAUUUUAUGAAGUAGACAUAUGGUAUUAAUAAACCAGUGCAUUGAAAACUUGUUAUUUUACAUGUUCACAGCAAGUGUGGUUAACAAAAAAAAAAA